AUGAUUGAGAAAUCCAUGCGGAAUGGUGUGGUAAAGUCUAUAUGGACCCUACCUGAUAGGGUUUUGGUCGAGGAUGACUCACAAAUAGCUCAGUUUGCUGACUGUCAGAAAGUUGAGGUUGAAUACGAUCCUUCACCAGUCGACCCUGGACCGGCUGUCGUGCCGGAAUAUGUUUUGGUCGAGGAUGACUCACAAAUAGCUCAGUUCGCUGACUGUCAGAAAGUUGAGGUUGAAUACGAUCCUUCACCAGUCGACCCUGGACCGGCUGUCGUGCCGGAAUAUUUCGGUCGGAUGGAUUCCGAACCAUCACUGGUUUCACUUCCGAAACCAUCACCACAAACAUUCAACAACGUUCGCCGUCAACGUUUCGUCUACAAGCCGAAAAGGCUUCACUUUAGUAAGGAAAAUACGGUAAAAGAGCAACCAAUCGAUUCAAUAACACCGGCAAACAGUACGAUGGAAGAAACGAAGGAAACCACACCACCACAAGAACAGCAAGGUGGUGAAACAGCUGGUACUGGUAACGAUUAUCCCAUCACGCUUUUAGAAUCAGACCUUGGGCAACAUUCGGACCCUGGAAAUGUAACUCAGGAGGAUACCUCAUCAAUCGAGGGCAGUAUUCCUCUUGAAGCGGUUCCGAGCAUGGACGUUACACCUGUAGAGACCGAAGGAAACGAUACGCUUAGUGAGGUUGAAUCUGUACACAAGACCCCUCUACGAAAAAGUGUCGACUCUGAUCCUGGAGACUUUGUUAAGAUUGAUAACGCAGAUAAUGGGAACCAAGAAGAGCACGGUGAACCUGCAAAACUUAAGCGUGUUGGCGGAGAUGGGGAACAAUCUACUGAGCGCGGGGCAGGUGACGUUGAAAGCAAGAAACUUCCAACUGCAAUGGUGAACCCGUUGGCGUCUGAAGAAGAAAAGAAAGACGUUGAAGAAAAAAGUAGUGAGGUUGAACAACCGCAAGAAGUUCCAGCCAAGAAAUCUGAAGACAAAUCGCAGUAUGGAGGCCUUCGUCAAUGGAUGGAAAAAAAUCCAACUGCGGUUCGCUGCGCUGCCACAGCAGCUGCCGUCGCAGGUCUUGCUGGAAUCGGUGCUUUCGUUUACGCCCGAAGGGUUCGUUCUGGUGGUGUUUGA
This is a messenger RNA of Haemonchus placei, 1134 nucleotides long. NCBI's taxonomy places the organism in Eukaryota, Metazoa, Nematoda, Chromadorea, Rhabditida, Trichostrongylidae. The record is from the annotation of a GenBank genome assembly.